Messenger RNA from Spinacia oleracea (spinach), 1591 nucleotides. Its product is annotated as RNA-binding protein 1. The record is from RefSeq and is a predicted model, not a curated record. NCBI's taxonomy places the organism in Eukaryota, Viridiplantae, Streptophyta, Magnoliopsida, Caryophyllales, Amaranthaceae. Gene Ontology annotation, molecular function: mRNA binding. Gene Ontology annotation, biological process: regulation of translation. The transcript has 2 exons. Bases 130 to 1272 code for a protein of 380 amino acids.
UACCCCUCUAAUAAAAUUUGGUGGUGAUGUCAAGCGAAUGAGAAAGAGAGUGUGAGUUCUUCAGGAGUGAAAGUGAGUUCAGUUUUUCUAGGGUUCCUCCUUUCUACAAGUUUUUGGAUCUGAUCUGUUAUGGCGGAUCCCGAUGUGGGAAAAUUGUUCGUCGGUGGAAUUCCACGGGAAACGACCGACGUUAUCCUUAGAGAUCACUUCAGCAAAUACGGCGACGUUUCUUCUUCCGUUGUCGCUAAAGAUCGUCUCACUGGCGAUCCUCGUGGUUUCGGGUUCGUCACCUUUGCUGAUCCUUCUCUCGUCGUCGAAACGCUCCGUGAUCAACACUUUAUUUCUGGUAGAGCGGUAGAAGUGAAAAAGGCUAGACCAAGAUUUGAACACCAAUCAAAUACUCAGCCGCAGUUACUGCCUCAACGACAGCAACAUCAACAGCCAAACCACGGGUACUCGCAUAGUAGUAAAGGAUCUGUUAGGAAUUAUAUUAAUGGUAGUUACGGUGCUAACAACAGUGAUGAUAGUUUGAAAGCUAAGAAGAUUUUUGUAGGGGGAUUGUCAGCUGAUUUAACUGAGGAGGAGUUUAAAAAAUAUUUUGAGAAGUUUGGUAAGAUUACAGACGUAGUUGUGAUGUACGACAAUACCAAUAACAGACCUAGAGGAUUUGGGUUUAUAACAUUUGAGUCUGAAGAAGUAGUUGAGAAACUUAUGCAACAGAGUCAUCACGAGGUUGGCGGGAAGCGUGUGGAGGUUAAGAGGGCUGUUCCAAGGGAGGCAACUAGGAAUUCUUACAAUGGGAAUAACUCUAGAUUUGGUGGGAGUGGGAGUGGGAGUGGGAGUAGUGGGAGUGGGAGUGGGAGAUUCUCGUCUGCUUCUGCUGGUUACUUGGAUGAUAACAACUAUUGGCCGAGAGGUGCUAUAGUUAGUUAUCCGGGUCAAUUUCCUGUUCCAACCGCGUAUCCUGGGUACUACAGUGGUGUCUAUGGUGGGGGGUAUCCGAUGAGUGGGUAUGACAUUGUUGGUUAUGGGAUGCCUAUGCUUACUCCUAGGGCCCCUUGGAACAGUUCUGGGGUAAUGGGUGUUGAACCUUUGGCUUAUGGCACUGGCUUUUAUCCCACUGGAAAUGGUGGAGUUGCUUUGCUGGGAAUGUUUAAUGGUUAUAAUAAUGCUGUAGUAGAUACUGAAGCUACUCGUGUGAAUGUCAAGAAAAAUUCAAGAAUUGCUGAUGGCCAAGGCCAAGCAAAGGUGCCUCCUAUGGGGUUAGUCUAGCUGACCAAAUUCCACCCACAAAUAUCAUAAUGUUGAUUCAUACACCAAAAGCCAAAAGGGGUUGAGGUGUACUUUUGUUACCUCCUUCCUUUCUGUCUAUUUAACUGCCGAUAUCUAUGGAUCGUUUUUAUUCCUUAUUUAAUUUUAUUAACUUUUUAUUUAGUACAUGAUCCGGAUUUUUGUAAUAUAGUAUUGCAGAAAUAUCUCUCAUUUACUGUUUUAUUUAUUACUAAAUUCUGCUUACUGAAAAACAUAUUCCGUAAGUCCGUAGCUCUCUAUACAAUGUGUUAAUUAUAUAUACUCUUUAAUCUUUUUCACA